AUGGCACUUACCAUUUCUUUCACACUGCUCUUGUGCCCAACAGGAGACACUGAAUUGCACAUUGACCUCACAGACUUUGAAAACAACAGAUCUUAUGCCAGGUACAGAUCAGUCAAGAUUUCAGGGGAGUCUGACAAAUACAAGCUGAGUCUGGGAGACAUGGGUGCUGGGGAUUCACUGACCUACCACAACAGCACAAUGUUUUCAACCAAAGACCAGAACAACGAUCUGGAUCCAAGUAACUCUCCUAACACUCUGCAUGGAGGCUGGUGGUUCAAUGCCUGUCUGGAGUCUCACCUGAAUGGGAAGCAUUUGCAAGGAGCCCAUGAUCAUCCUAAUCAUAGUGUGGUCUGGACCCAGGGCUGUGGGGACAAGUAUUUCUACAAGGUGUCUGAAGUGAAGCUAAGUCUUGUUUCCUAGCGUGAGA
Molecule: messenger RNA, 427 nt
Organism: Alligator mississippiensis (American alligator)
Lineage: Eukaryota; Metazoa; Chordata; Crocodylia; Alligatoridae
Product: ficolin-1
Exons: 2
Coding region: 1-420 (139 amino acids)
Source: RefSeq, a predicted model, not a curated record